Messenger RNA from Arctia plantaginis, 933 nucleotides. NCBI's taxonomy places the organism in Eukaryota, Metazoa, Arthropoda, Insecta, Lepidoptera, Erebidae. The record is from the annotation of a GenBank genome assembly.
AUGUUGCGCGCGCGUGAAGAAGACUAUCAAGUGGCAGGGCCUUCUACGAGCACUGAAGUGGUGCCUGUCGACCAGUUGUCCGUGGACCGUCAACAGCUCAUCAGGCAGGCCGCAGCGUGCUAUGAACAAACCGUUAAAAACAUCAACGUGCUAAAUUCUGAGGAUGUCCAAGUCGGACCCAAGUUUAUCUCCGUAUCGCAGAAUGUUGAAAACAUUGAGGUGGCCAGAGGUCGUAUUCUGGGUCUUCAGUUGGUGUCGCGACAAAUGAAUAAACCCCUACGUUGUAGCGUCGCUGUCUUCGUCUGCUGGACUCUUGUAGUUGCUAUUAUCCUGAUAAGCUUCAUAUUCUACAUGGUUUUUAACAAGAACCCCACUCGUUUAGACCUAGAUAUCCACGAGCCAUGGUAUUUAAGACGUGACGAUUGGUACGCAAACGACGACCGCGGGAUAACGCUUCUCAACCUCCCAAUUUCAAUGGUAAUCAUCUCGCAUUCGGUGCGGGAGUAUUGCACAGAAAAAUAUCAGUGUGUUCAGUAUGUGCUUGAUAUUCAAAGGGACCAUCUGACGGAGAAUCGCUGGGAUGAUAUAGGCCCCAACUUCCUCGUUGGCGGCAACGGAUAUGUAUUUGAGGGCAGGGGGGCUAAUGUAUUAGGUGAAAUGGUAAAAUUUUUCGAUUAUAAAAGUAUAAGUAUUAUGUUUCUCGGCAACUAUGUGUACGACAAGCCAACAUUAGCGAUGUUUGAUAAUCUUAGUGUUCUUUUCAAAGAAUUAGUAAAUAAACGAGUGCUAACCACCGAUUACAAAGUGUACGGACAAUGUCAGGUGAUUGGCGCCAUUGUGAAGCCAGGGCCCAACGUCAUGGAUAACUUACACCAUUUUGAUCAUUGGGAUCCGAAGAACAGAAGUUCUUGUAUGACCUUACAAUAUUCUUAA